GUCGGAUGGCAUUGCUUUGUUUACAACGGUACCAUGAGAGCAGUCUGUGCCGAGGACCGCGGGACGAAACACCUGGCCUUAUGGGGAGAUCUAAAAAGAAAAUUAAAGCGGAUCAGAUCAACGUUUUGAGGAAGCAGUAUGACGCUUUUUUGGAGGAGGAUAAAAAACGCAAAGAGCGCAAUGAACACAUCUUGGAGAAGCUCGACAAUAUGCGCUUGUCUAACACCGUGGCACGAUACAAGCCAAAUGUCUAUCUAGACCAGAGAUUAACUUUUAAAUGCAUCGGAGAGGUGCCAAAUGACACACAUCCUCAUCCACAAACAGAUCAGCCAGCUAUGGUAAAUCCUCUGAAGAAGUUUAGAGAAACAGCACCAACUGAUCUCGGUCUACUCUCCAAGCCCAUGGACGAGACAUUGUUCCUAAAGGAAAUUAGUAAAAAAUACAUACUGAUUCCUAAGUUAACAUCCAUCGCUGGCGUAGAUUACAUUCCCAGAGCAAUAACACAGGAUAACAAUAACGACGGAGAUUGGAAGAGUAAAUAUAGCAUUUUAGAUAAACUUAAACAGAAUGAAAAAGAAGAGACGAAUAGCUUCUCUGUUUUGAAAGACAAUGGCAAAACUUUCUUAGAUGAUAUUCCAACCAAGGAUCUUAAAUACAGGUUCGAUGAUGAAGGAAGUUCUCCAAAAGAUGAUCAGAAAGAUGAAAUUGCAGACCGUGUUCGAGCUUGUCAAGAUAAAGAUGGAACUUUAAAUAUUACUACCGACAUUAAUAAGGAAAGUACAAUAAGAAAGCCUGCGGGAGCUCCAAAUUUAAACACUCAUUCUGUCGUAUUUAACACUGAUACAUAUAGUGGAGUAAAACAGCCAGACCAAAGUCCAGCAGGUGUUGAGACACCCACCCACCAAUAUGAUUAUCCUACACAAGAAGUUAGUGGAGCUCAGCUAGCUUCGCAAAAAACUGGAGGUCGACAUGAUUCAACAUACAAUGAUAAACAUGAAAAUGAAGAUAGCGAAAAGCUGUCUCCUGUUGUAAACGAUAUAAUGCAUGUAGAAGAAAUUGAUCCUAUUAAACCAGAAACGCAUGAAACUAAAAGUUAUCACUUGAACGCAGCUGAUUCCGAAAAACUGCAAUAUCCCAUUGACAUUAUAAAUGUUCAGGACUUUACGCCAGCAGAAGGCGUAAAAUUGGUAGAUGGAGUAAAUAUUAAUCCAGAGAGUAACGCCGCCGUACAACAGACAUAUUUGGCACCUAAUGACCAGAACGCAACUCAAGCAUCAGAACAUGCAUAUCAGCCAGCGGGUCACCAACCACAAGGUGAUGUUCAGCAAGGAUCUCAACCUACAAUCUCUUCUGAAGAAGUAUAUCUACCUGGGGUUAAUCAGCCAUCUGGCGAUGACCAUUACGUUUCUGAACCAACCGCAGCUGGUGAGCAAGUGUAUCUACCAGGGGAUCAGCAGCCGCCAAGUGGUGAUCAGUAUGUCUCUCAACCACUUGCAGCUGCCGCAGAACAGCAACAGCAUGUUACAGAGAAUACAGAACAGCAUCAACCAAAUACUUAUGAUCCAACGGGGGAGUUGGCAUCAGAAAUCCAAGCAUUUGAAGAUGAGCAGAACCAAAUGUUUUAUUCAGAACAGGCAAAUUACCAGGAUUACAAUCAAGAUUCAAAUAUAGUUGAUGGUUACAGUGCUGACACGAAUUACGAUCCCUUAGCCUUAUAUGGAAGUGUGCAACAGCAGGCUGCAUAUCCUGUAGAAAUUAACGAACAUGAAGAAACUUCACAACGGUAUGAUCCUUGCUACGAGGAACAGUAUGCGGCCCGGGAAGCAGACCAAAUGUAUACUGAACAACAGCAAUACAGCGAACAACAAUAUGCCGAACAACAAUAUAGCGAUCAGCAAUAUCCUGACCAACAACAGUAUAGCGAUAAGCAAUAUACUGAACAGCAGCAAUAUGAUGGACAACAAUAUGGUGAACAACAACAAUAUGCUGAACAGCAAGGUUAUACUGAUCAACAACAAGGUGAACCUAUCAUAGCAACUCUUCAGGAAUAUGACGAAGCAUAUACAUUACAAGAACAGACCAUGGAGCAAAUUGAACAACAACUCGAUGAGGAACUUAAUGUUCCAAGUCAAGGUUCUGUGGGGGAUAUUGUGGACGAAUCUACAAUGUACACUCAGAAUGAGGGAGUUGCAGCUGAACAACAUGUUGAAAACCUGAACCCACAACCUAUCACUCCUAAAGUAUAAAUUGUAUUUGCACAAUAUUUAUAAAUAAUGUAUUAGAUUAUUUAUAAUUUUAGAAUGAUCUAACAAUAGUAAAAUUGUUUUGUACAGUAUUAUUCCUGUCCAGUAAAAUAAUACCAAGUUCAGAGGCCCUACUGCAAAACGCUUCCCUUAUAUCUCAAAAUUGCAAAAUGGUAAAGAAACAAAUAACAAACUAAAAAAUGCAAAAAUUGAGCUUUUCCCAGUAGUCUUUCUUAACAUAGGUAUAUGUAUUUGUUUUAGCAGAUUUAUUUUGUUAAAUUAUCUGAG
Molecule: messenger RNA, 2531 nt
Organism: Leguminivora glycinivorella
Lineage: Eukaryota; Metazoa; Arthropoda; Insecta; Lepidoptera; Tortricidae
Product: RNA polymerase II degradation factor 1-like
Exons: 3
Coding region: 6-2246 (746 amino acids)
Source: RefSeq, a predicted model, not a curated record